Molecule: messenger RNA, 1737 nt
Organism: Penicillium digitatum Pd1
Lineage: Eukaryota; Fungi; Ascomycota; Eurotiomycetes; Eurotiales; Aspergillaceae
Source: RefSeq, a predicted model, not a curated record
AUGAAGGAAGAAACAGAACCAAGAGAUACCCCCGAAGGCUCGGCUGCUGGUGACGAAUCGAAGGCCAGUCUUGCUUCCAAGGAUCGGAAAUGCCAAUACUGCCAGCAGGCGUUUACAUCCUCAUCAUUGGGUCGACACCUCGACCAAUUUCUCUUCAAAAAGAAACCCGACGGAAUCCACGAUGUCGAAGAAAUCCGACGAAUUCGCAGUGGAAUCACCAGGCGUCAGGCCCGAACAUCCACAGGAAAGACCGAGGGUAGUCCUGAACGAAGCCAGAAAAAAAGGACAUCUGAGCCGUUUACAGCCGCAGACUCGGGAUCGAAGUCGCGUGAGGCUCCGGUGCGCAUGAUGUUCAACACACCCACCUGGCACGCGACGGGGGUAAUCAACGAUAUCCCCAACCCUAAUCGUGUGCCGGAUGGACCUCGAAUUGCGCCAUCACAAUCUCGGACAGGGUCGCUACAGCUGCCAGAUUACACGGGUCGAGGUGCUAGCUCCAGCAACCCGGAUACAAUGCGAGCGCUGGAGCUCGCACUGCGCGAGGUGCUUGACAACAUCAAAGCUGCGAGCUCACGAAAUAUUAGCUCUCGUGUCCGGCCUCGGCUGUCUCCGUUCGACUUCGACAUGCAAGCUCAGACCUUCCCCUCCAUGUGUCUACAGUUGCUCCCUUCACCGCCAAGCCUGUUUGCGACACAUCCGUUUUCCUCCUCUACCUCGUUUCCCCUGCAGCCCCCCGGCGCAGAGCACCUCGACAUCGUCCGCCAAGCCCUUCGCUCCAAGGUCGCACAAUGGCAGGCCGAUCAACUCGCGGUAGACUCGGCCGCUGCGCCUCACAUGAGACACAGCAAUAGCGGGGUGGAUCCGAACAUGAUAUAUCGGAGCGCACAGCAGCACGAGGAUAUCAGUUUUCGACACUUAGAAUUGGCCUUCAAUCAUUGGAACUCUCUAUCCCACGAGACCCGUCGCGACACGUGGCAAUUGGAGAUCACACGUGCAUUUGCACGGGAGGCGGAGAAGCGCAAGUCCUCAGACGAGCAACUCGCCCGAGUACAACAGGAAGCGAACCAACUCCGUGCACAGGUCGAGCGCCUGGGCUCAUGCCAGUGGCCUCGCGAGUUCGCAUUAUUUCCCCCAGAUACACUCCCCCUACCACGGGAGGUAGCUCGGCAAUUAGACGCACUGGAUAGCCAUAUCAGUGCCAACUCUACGCGAUGGGACUAUGACAGCGUGGUCGCCAAAUGGAAACGUGUUGUUAUGCACGACAAGGGCAUGGGUCGGAUCGGGGUUGGUUAUGGAAACCCCAGUCCGCUGGGAGAUCCAGACCAAAGUCAGUCUCAACCAAGCCCUGACAUCCGACCUCCACGCCCAGGCGAAGACACUACCUCUCAUCCCAAUCGCUUGCGCCCCUUGCAAUCUGCCACGGUUUUGAGCCCAGACGCUGUGGCUACCUCUACCCCCGCUUCAUCUACCCACUACGCUUCACCCCACUCCUUUGCAGAUUCACGCAGCCCGCCCACCGGUGUCCUACCCAGUGGCAUGCCCCAGGUGGGCGUGCUACCGUCAGCUAAGCGACAACGUCUCAUGAAUGGCUCAGAAGACACAUCUGGUCCUUCGUCCGAGUCUGGUCAUCCUCAGCCUUCUGCAGCUGGCAAACCGUGGGGGUCCUCCACGCCCCAUUUAUCCAACCUUGCCGCACCCUCGGGACAAACGCCUCCGUCUUUGUCGUCCAGGAAUUGA